AUGGCGACUCACAUGUCAGCAGCUCCGCUGCCAGCAACCACUGGCCGGACCCACGCGCGGGGUCCCAAGGACACCACCUCGACCGGAACUGUCGUGAGCCCUGCGACAACUGUGAAUCGCAAGAAACAGAAGCGCCGACAGAAACAAGCUGCCCGCUUAGCCGCGGAACAUCCCGAGGCGUUCGCGUCUGGCGACGUCGACUCGCUAGCCGCAGACGAGCAGCGCUCUUUUGACGACCCCGAAUCCGACCAUGACCACGACCAUUCAGAUCACGACCACACAUCUUCCGUUGCCCGUUUGGAAUAUGGCUCGUCAAAUCGACCCCGCAGCCCGCCCACCAUGAACGGACCCCAUGAUCACGGCGCUACCCCAAACGAGACAUCGAAACGGAAGAAAAGCAGGAAAACUCGCUCCGACUCCCAUACCCUUGGCGACGCCCGAUCAACUCCUCUCGCUCAUUCCUCCGCAACCCUUUCGCAUCCUCCACCGCCUCCCCAGGCCUUGCCCUACAUAAGUCGGUUCACCGGAAAGCCAAUGAAAAACACCAGUAUCUGGAAUCAAUCGUCUCUGGAAGAGCGCGAGAACAUACGGACUUUCUGGUUUGAGCUCGGCGAAGAAGAACGGCGACAGCUUGUUAAAGUGGAAAAGGACGCCGUUCUGAAGAAAAUGAAAGAGCAACAAAAGCACUCCUGCAGUUGUACCGUUUGUGGAAGGAAGCGAACCGCGAUUGAAGAAGAGCUCGAGGUUCUUUACGACGCUUACUACGAAGAGCUCGAACAGUACGCGAACAAUAAUCAAGGCGCAUUCGAAGAGGGAGCUCCAAUAAUUCCUCCGCCCCGGUUAUAUCAACCGCCACUUCGAUCGCCGGGGCAACACACUCGCACUCAUGGCCAAUAUCAUCCAUCUCGGAGUCGUGUCCAGGAGCUACCCGAAGACCAUGAAGAGGAGCUCGAGGAGGACUAUGACGAGGAAGAGGAAGAUGACGAUGAAGAAGAGGAGGAUGAAGAUGAGGAAGAUGAGGAGCUUUACAGUGAUGAAGACCUCGAGGACGAUGAAGCUCGGGCAGCCCGGGCAGAUUUCUUCGCAUUCGGCAAUAGCUUAACUGUAAAAGAUGGCAUACUCACCGUUGCUGACGAUCUCCUGAAAAAUGAUGGCAAGCACUUCAUUGAUAUGAUGGAGCAAUUGGCAGAACGGAGGAUGCAAAGAGAAGAAGACACACAGUACGGAAUAGCUGCCGCUCAUCAGACAUUCCAUGGGCAUAAUCAUGGCCCCUUGGAUGAGGAUGAUUAUGACGAUGACGACGAAGAAGAGGAAGAUUAUGACAGCCAAGAGGAGGAGGAAUUUGAUGAGGAUGAGAUGGAUGCCAUGACCGAAGAGCAGCGCAUGCAAGAAGGGCGGCGAAUGUUCCAAAUAUUUGCCGCCCGGAUGUUCGAGCAACGAGUCAUGACAGCAUAUCGAGAGAAAGUUGCGGAACAACGCCAGAAACAGCUAAUUGACGAGCUCCUCCAAGAAGAGACGUUGAAUGAGCAGCGGAACGCUAAGAAGGCCAGGGAAGCGCAAAAGAAGAAGGACAAGAAACGGUUACAAAGGCAGGCGAAGGAAGAGGAAAAGGCCCGUCGAGAUGCCGAGAAGGCUGCUGAAGAGGCCGCCAUUAAGGCUGCCCAAGAGAAGAAGUCAGAAGAACAACGGCUAAAACGGGAAGAACAGCGGAAGAAGCGUGAAGCUGAGAGGAAGGCCCAGGAAGAAGAUCGUGCUCGUAAAGAAGCGGAGAAGCAACGGCGACUCAAAGAGGAACGUGAACGACACGCCGAAGCUGAGCGCAAGCAGCGGGAACAGAGAGAGGAAAAGAAGAAGCGGGAAGAGGCUAAGCGCAAGGAGAAAGAAGAUCGUGAGGCUCAGGAGAAGAGUGCUAAAGAAGACCUCGAGCGCAAGACACGGGAAGAGCUGGCGCGCAAAGACCGAGACGCGAUGCGAGAGCAAGAAAUUCGGGAUCGUGGCGGCAGGCGCGAACACGUCAGGACAUCACCACCGCACACCUUGCCAGGUGUUAUUCCACAUAAUAUCCCGACUCAGCCUCCUCCCGGCUUCGCACAAUCCCCACAUUAUCCAAUGGCGACGCCCGUCGUUCCCAAGGCGUCAACUCCUGUCAGACCUCGUCAACAAUCCCAUCACGGCUCUUCUACCUCUUCUCCACACUCGCAACCCAACAGCGCCGACUCUCACCACCCUUCAAUCUCCCCACGCUCCAUGGGCCAUUCGCAAUCUGGAGGAGCUUUUGGUGCCAGACAAGGCUACCAACAACCUCCAUUGCAUCACCCUCAGCCUUCAGCCCCCUCUCUCCACUGGGUCGAUCAAACCCUCCAGGAUUUCCAGGCCUCGGUGGUCUUCCAUUCAACCCCCUGUGGAAUUGCUGCGCCGCCUGGCAUGAAUGGCGUUCGUCCUGUUCCGCCGGGUCGUGCGUUCCCAUCUGACUCCGGGCAUGGUCUUUCUUUUGCUAGCACCCACGGAAUGCCCGGUGCAUUCCCCCUGCAGCAAGCGGGCCUGUCCAAGACUCAUUCAAGACAACCCUCUACCUCAUUUGACCGCUCUCCGCUGGAAUCAGGCACCCAACCUUUCCCCAUCACAAGACCGAGCCCUAUCAAGCGCCCAUCUAGCUCAGCCCAGGACCAACAGAACCAUGGAACAUCUUCGGUUCAGCGAGAUAUUGACGGUCUGAGUGCUCAUCUCGGUAGCAGUGCUCUCCUUGAUGAUACUGACAUCACUUAUCCGUCAAAUCUGUCCCAGUCACUGCCUGGUGCUCCUGCACCUGGUCCGUUCCCGGGACCGACUAGAGCUAGCUUCCAGGGUGCCUCGUUGUUUGCAGACCCUCUAGGAUCACCGCAGCCUAGCUUUGCUGUUGGCUCCCCCAUUGGUAAUAGCACAUGGGGUCCGCCUACGCCUUUCGGAGGCUCUGCGUUCCCAGGUGCUUCUUCCACAUGGGGACCUGCUUCGGCCGGGUCUGGCGGUUGGCCUUCUAAUAACGCAUUCGCAGCCAGUGCGUCUCACCGGCCGCAUACCUCGCGACCAGUCAUGAUUCGCUUAUUGGUCAUACAAGCCUGCAAACACCUUGAUUCAACAAUGAGUCCCCGCAAGGCCGGAAGCUUCCACAAUGUGAAUCUUGUCCUCGCACAGGUAGAUCAGCUGCGCAACCCGAAAGAUUCUUUCAUUUCUUUGGAAGAAAUGCUUGACAUUUGCGAUACAGAAGGCAACCCGCAGAACGGCGGCGGCUCCUUCUCAAUUAAGCAAGGCCCUGGUGGCCAGUCUAGCGACCAGUCUGUUCGGUUUGAGCCCGAUCCCAAUAGCGCGGUCCCUGGCCACAGGGGCAGCAUUGUUCCUGGUGAUAUUGGCAGCCCGGUUCCUUCCAACAGCCACCCAGCUCCCUUUGCUGGCUUUGGCGCUCAGUCUGGAUUGCGGAAGUACUCAUCACCACCGACUGGCGGGCUCUUCGGCGGGUCUCCUCUGACUUGA
Penicillium brevicompactum is the source of this 3507-nucleotide messenger RNA. RefSeq lists its product as uncharacterized. The transcript has 4 exons. The coding region runs from base 1 to 3507 and encodes 1168 amino acids. The record is from RefSeq and is a predicted model, not a curated record. Lineage: Eukaryota; Fungi; Ascomycota; Eurotiomycetes; Eurotiales; Aspergillaceae.